Molecule: messenger RNA, 387 nt
Organism: Schistocerca nitens (vagrant locust)
Lineage: Eukaryota; Metazoa; Arthropoda; Insecta; Orthoptera; Acrididae
Exons: 3
Coding region: 1-387 (128 amino acids)
Source: RefSeq, a predicted model, not a curated record
AUGGUGUGUGUCAGUGAAUGGAUAGCCGUCAGCAGUGAGCACCAAGAACUGCUCCAAAAAGAUUUCGAGCAUUAUUUUCUUCAAUUGUCUUUGGAAGGAUGUCAGCAAGAUCACUCUUCACAACUGAUAUUCAUGUACUUCCUGAUAAAAUUCAGAGUGGCAGAUGAAGCCUUACAGGUCCUCAUCCAGUUCUCUUCUCCAUACCUAUGUGAGAAUGGAUUCUUGACACUAGCCAUCCUGAAAAUAAACCACCACAGUCUCCUCAAAAUGGAGGCUGACCGUAGACAUGCUGACGAGCAAACAGAAACACUGACAUUGCAAGUGGUGCAUUGUGGCUGGGAAAUUAAAAGCUGUAUUAGGUCAAAACCACAGUUGGGAACACUUUAG